Molecule: messenger RNA, 1696 nt
Organism: Sphaeramia orbicularis (orbiculate cardinalfish)
Lineage: Eukaryota; Metazoa; Chordata; Actinopteri; Kurtiformes; Apogonidae
Product: gap junction alpha-8 protein-like
Exons: 1
Coding region: 1-1269 (422 amino acids)
Biological process (GO): gap junction-mediated intercellular transport; cell-cell signaling
Cellular component (GO): connexin complex
Molecular function (GO): gap junction channel activity
Source: RefSeq, a predicted model, not a curated record
AUGGGUGACUGGAGCUUUCUGGGUAAUAUUUUAGAGGAAGUUAACGAGCACUCUACGGUGAUCGGCCGGGUGUGGCUCACGGUGCUCUUCAUCUUCCGUAUCCUCAUCCUGGGCACUGCUGCGGAGUUUGUGUGGGGUGAUGAGCAGUCAGACUACGUCUGCAACACGCAGCAGCCUGGAUGUGAGAAUGUGUGCUACGACGAGGCCUUCCCUAUCUCCCACAUCCGACUGUGGGUGCUGCAGAUCAUCUUUGUGUCCACGCCAUCGCUGGUGUACGUGGGCCAUGCUGUGCACCACGUCCACAUGGAGGAGAAACGCAAGGAACGUGAGGAGGCAGAACUUAGUCGGCAGCAGGAGCUGAGUGAGGAACGUCUCCCUCUGGCACCCGACCAGGGAAGUGUCCGCACCACUAAGGAGACCAGCACGAAAGGAAGCAAGAAGUUCAGGCUGGAGGGCACCCUGCUGAGGACCUACAUCUGCCACAUCAUCUUCAAGACACUGUUCGAGGUGGGCUUCGUGGUGGGCCAGUACUUCCUUUAUGGCUUCCGCAUCCUGCCGCUGUACAAAUGCAGCCGCUGGCCCUGCCCCAACACGGUGGACUGCUUUGUGUCCCGGCCCACGGAGAAGACGGUCUUCAUUAUCUUCAUGCUGGCUGUGGCCUGCGUCUCUCUCUUCCUCAACUUUGUGGAGAUCAGUCAUUUGGGCCUGAAGAAGAUUCGCUUUGUGUUUCGCAAGCCAGCUCCGGCCCCUGCCCAAGGUGAGGGGUCGGCCCCGUUGCCACCCCAAGGCAAGAGCCUACCCCCCUUGGCUGUGCCUUCCCUGCCGAGAGCAAAAGGUUACAGGCUGCUGGAGGAGGAGAAAGCUCCUCCAGUGACACACCUCUACCCACUGGCUGAGGUGGGCAUGGAGGCUGGCAGAGGAGCCCCACCCUUCCAGGCGCUCGAGGAGAAGGCAGAGGAGGUGCUACCCAUGGAGGACAUCUCUAAGGUGUACGAUGAGACUCUUCCCUCCUACGCCCAGACCACUGAGACAGCAGGGGUGACAUUACAUGAGGAAGAGCCUGAGGUGGUGCAGCCGGCAGAGGUGGAAGCAGAGAAAGUGGAGGAGGUUGUUGAUGAGGAUGUGGAGGUGGAAGAGGCAGUGAAUGGGGAGGGGGUAACCCCAGCCGAGGCAGGGACGGAGGCUACGGAUACGAUAGAAGACACCAGACCAUUGAGCCGACUGAGCAAAGCCAGUAGCAGGGCCAGGUCAGACGAUCUCACUGUAUGAACCUGUGAGAGUGAGCAGAAGUACACCUGCACACACCAAAAUGUUAACAAAAAACAGAGAGAGCACACACACACCUAAGUUAACGCACACUCUUGAACAGGCAGGUCAAAACCAAGUGGAUGAACAGCAAAAUCAACAGGGAUAGAUUAAAAACCAUUAAGGCAACGGCAAAAACUCCAAAUAAAUCUGAGUGUUUGUGAUAAAAAUUAAAUACCAUAAAAAGUAGAGGUUAAAGAGGGGAGGAAUAGGUUUUUUUAUAAAGCGUGUUCUUAUAUUUAAAUAACUGUGGAAAGGACACAUGCAGGGGGGGGAAAUGUUUUUACUUGAUGAAAAUUCAUGUUCAUUUUUGGAAACAUCUUUUUCUAUUGAAAGAGUUUUAAUCAUAUACAAUGGAGGAUUAGACAUUUUUACAUGGGGUUUGAGUAGA